Molecule: messenger RNA, 1365 nt
Organism: Beauveria bassiana ARSEF 2860
Lineage: Eukaryota; Fungi; Ascomycota; Sordariomycetes; Hypocreales; Cordycipitaceae
Product: polynucleotide kinase 3 phosphatase
Exons: 3
Coding region: 1-1365 (454 amino acids)
Biological process (GO): DNA repair
Molecular function (GO): polynucleotide 3'-phosphatase activity; double-stranded DNA binding; ATP-dependent polydeoxyribonucleotide 5'-hydroxyl-kinase activity
Source: RefSeq, a predicted model, not a curated record
AUGGCGUCGAAGCCGGCAACAGUCGAGAAGCGCAAAGCUAGAGCAUCCAUAUCACCACCACCUACGAAGCGUUCUCUCACUAGCGGAACAACCAAGAGUGCUGUAUCUAGCUUUUUCACCCCGACGUCACAAAAACCGAAAGAUCGAACGUCAUGGUCUGAGCGAAAAGACGACCCCAAUAAGCCAGCAACACUGCUUGUAGGCAAAUAUACACCAGAAACAGAGGGCAAAAAAACGGAAAAACGCCGGAAAAUCGCGGCGUUUGACUUGGACUCGACCUUGAUCGACACGAGCUCGGGAAGAAAGCAUGCGAAGGACGCUUCAGACUGGCGGUGGUGGGACGCGCGAGUACCAGGAAAAUUAAAGGAGCUCUAUGAGGACGACUAUCAAAUAGCCAUUCUAUCCAACCAAGGCGGAAUCACUCUUCACGUUGAUCCAAAGAGUAAAGCGCCCCAAAAGUACACGGCAAAGCGACUGGACGAAUUCAAAGAGAAAGGGUCGGCCAUAUUGCGACACCUCGACUUGCCAGUUACGAUCUACGCGGCUACAGGGAAGGACAAUUUCAGAAAGCCUCGAAGAGGGAUGUGGGAUGAAGUUCUCAAGGACAUGGGCGUGGAAGCCAAAGAUAUUGAUCUGGAGAAGAGCGUCUUUGUGGGCGAUGCAGGAGGUCGCCUAGCUACUGUCUACAAUGGUAAAGUAAUUGUCAAAGACUUUAGUUGCUCGGAUCGGAAUCUCGCACACAAUGUUGGAGUUCCCUUCAAGACACCAGAGGAAUAUUUCCUGGAACACGAGCCACGCAAGUGGGAACGCGAAUUAGACCUGGUCCACUACCCUCUCGAGAGCGCAGAGGGCCAGACGCCGCUCUUUAAGAAGAAAAACGACAAAGAUAUUGUCCUCUUUUGUGGCUGGCCCGGGGCUGGGAAGAGCACGUUUUAUUGGAAGCAUCUGGAGCCGCUGGGCUACGAGCGUGUAAAUCAGGACACGCUAAAGACGAGGGAGAAAUGCGUGCAAGCAGCAAAGGAAUUCCUUGACGAGGGAUCAUCAGUAGCAGUGGAUAAUACGAAUGCUGACCCAGCAACACGUAAAAUCUGGAUCGAUCUGGCGAGAGCCUUCAAGGUGCCUAUCCGCUGUGUAUCAUUCACAACGCCAGCCGCUGUUUGCCGGCACAAUGACGCCGUGCGAUCGCUAAACAAGCCGCUGAACCCAGAGAACAGAGAAGUGCUGCCAGAUGUGGCUUUCACCGGGUUCCAGAGCCGGUACAAGGCACCACAAGAGAGCGAAGGAUUUCAAGACAUUACAGAGGUUGAAUUUAGGUUUCGGGGCACGGAGGAGGAUUACAAAAUCUGGGGACGGUACUGGCUGUGA